Messenger RNA from Malus domestica (apple), 1340 nucleotides. The record is from RefSeq and is a predicted model, not a curated record. NCBI's taxonomy places the organism in Eukaryota, Viridiplantae, Streptophyta, Magnoliopsida, Rosales, Rosaceae.
AUGCUUUUUCAAAAUAUCAUUUGCAGGAUAGAUACUUAUCUUUCGGGAUUUCUAGUAGGUGCAACCUUGGGUUCAUUCACCUUCUUGCUACUAGUCGUUGCAGUCUCUCAGGUCCAUAGCUAUGAUACAAAGGAAAAAGAAAAUCAAAUUAAGAUUAGAAGAUUUUUACAAGAUUACAAAGCUCACAAAGCAAGCAGGUAUUCCUACGCAGAUAUUAAGAGGAUCACAAACCAAUUCCAGGACAAGUUAGGCCAAGGAGCCUAUGGAACUGUUUUUAAAGGAAAGCUUUCUUCUGAAUGCUUUGUUGCUGUAAAAGUUCUCAAUAGUUCCAAUGGAAAUGGGGAAGAUUUCGUAAAUGAAGUUGGAACGAUGGGACAUAUCCACCAUGUCAAUGUGGUUCGCUUGGUUGGUUUCUGUGCUGAUGGAUUUAACAGAGCUCUUGUUUAUGAGUUCUUUGCCAAUGGUUCACUGCAUGAUUUCAUUUCAUCGGCAGACAAUAACAAUCGCCUUCUCGGUUGGGACAAGUUGCAAGAUAUUGCUCUAGCUGUAGCCAAGGGAGUUCAACAUCUUCAUCAGGGAUGUGAUCAACGAAUCCUCCAUUUCGACAUCAAACCUCAUAAUGUAUUGUUAGACGAUAAUUUCACUCAAAAAAUUUCGGAUUUUGGUUUGGCCAAGUUGUGUUCUAAGGAUCAAAGCAUAGUGUCCAUGACUACAGCUAGAGGGACAAUGGGAUACAUUGCACCUGAAGUGUUCUCCAGGAACUUUGGAAAUGUGUCCUAUAAGUCGGACGUCUAUAGUUUUGGGAUGCUGCUCCUUGAGAUGGUAGGGGGAAGGAAGAACAUUGAUUCAACCUCCGAAAACACAAAUGAAAUUUACUAUCCAGAAUGGAUCUAUAAUCUUCUAGAAGAAGGAGACGACCUACGAAUCCAUCUGGGAGAGAAAGGAGAUGGUAAAGCUCCAAAGAAACUUGCAAUUGUAGGGCUCUGGUGCAUCCAGUGGCACCCAGCGGGUCGUCCUUCCAUGAACGAGGUUGUUCAGAUGUUGGAAGGAGGAGAAAACUUAACCAUGCCCCCCAAUCCUUUUGCUUCUACCGGUCCUGCACGAGCAAAUGCAACUGCGCCUGCGAAAAAUCUAAACAUUCAGUUAGAAGCUAUUGCUGAAUUAGAGUAAUAUAUCUACUUAGAUAUAUAGAUAGAUAUGUACGCACACACUUAUGUAUGUAACUAAGAGCUCAUGAGAAGUGUAACCAUUGUACACCUAAUUAAAGUACAUUCAAGGUGUGUGUGUGACUAUGUAAGUACAUUCAAGGUGUGUUGGAUUGCUUAGUUUUUCACUUGAAA